Molecule: messenger RNA, 381 nt
Organism: Leptosia nina
Lineage: Eukaryota; Metazoa; Arthropoda; Insecta; Lepidoptera; Pieridae
Source: the annotation of a GenBank genome assembly
AUGGGUAAUUUAUUAAGCGGUUCAAACAUGGUCGACCCAGUAAGAGUAGUAAGUUAUGAAGAUAUGUUAAAGGUGAUUCAUGAGCCUGAAAAGGUUAUCAUCGAUGUUCGAAACCCCGACGAAAUAGAAUCAACCGGCAAAAUCCCGUCCAGCAUAAAUAUACCACUGGGUAGUGUACAAGAUACACUAGCCUCGAUGUCUGAUGAAGAAUUCCAAAAGCAAUAUCAACGAGCAAAGCCUUCGCCAUCUGACGAGCUGAUAUUCUACUGUAGAUCUGGCAGACGUUCGACGGAAGCUCUUGAUAAAGCCUUAAAACUGGGAUACAAUAAAUCAAAAUCGUAUUUAGGCAGCUGGGAAGAUUGGUCCAGCAAACAGAAGUAA